UUGUUCAUUUAUUACAGACGCUGGAAAGGUGGCUGUAUUGAGCCGCAUCCUACAGAUAAGGCAUUAAUAGUUAACUAUGAGCUCGAGGCAACAGUGUAUGGGAAACCCGAUAAUCCCAUGGUUGAAGAGAAAAAGCAUUGCCAAAAAAUCAUACGCCUGCGAUCGCUGAAUUUCAAAACAGAUCCCACUACGCUGGCUCGAGAGGUAGUAGAUAAAUGUGAACUUAUACAUAAGUCACAACUAAAUGAAGUGGAGCAAAUUAUAUUUUACCUAAAAAACCGUAAAGACAAUUCUAGUAAUGAUAAUUCGCAUACAAGUAAUCGCCAGUCAUCACAGGCAUCUCAUAUGAGGUCUUCAGCGCGGCCAUAUAACAAUGGUGUGGUCAUAUCAAGUAACUCUAUAGGAUUGGGGUCUACUGAUAGCACAAGAAAACCCAUACGAACGGCGGAUGUGACCAUUAACAACAUUGACGACUAUGUUGAGUUGCUCUACGAAGAGCUGAGCGAGAGAGUUCGUGGUUCUGGUAUGAUAUUGCAGAUGGCUCGAAAUCCCGACAAUCUAGAAGAGUUAGAAAAAAAUGAGGCCUGCCUAAGUGCUUUAGCUCGUGUGCUUCGCGAAGAUUGGCGUAAAAGCUUGGAUUUGUCUACAAACAUAAUUUAUAUAUUCUUUUGCUUCUCAACUUAUACCAAAUUUCAUCCCCUAAUUGUGCAGUACAAGAUCGGAUCGUUAUGUAUGGAUGUCAUUGAUUUUGAGUUGCGUCGUUAUGAAACUAUGCGUAACGAAUUGGACGGCCGAAAGCAGUCAAACUACUCCACAACUCUAUCGGAGUUUGCUGGUAAAGACAAGCUUAAUUGUAGUACGGACGACUCUUUGGAUAUUAUGAAAGAAGAAAAACCAAAAGACAUGGAGCCUCCUCGUCGGCGAAUACCAGAAUUAAAGCAGCGACCAAAGUCGGGUAAUUGGAGUAACUUUCAUGGAACAAUGUCAUCUUCCCUUAUGAGAAAUCAAAUGCUGAACAACAGUUAUCACGAAGCACUCUCUUCUGGAACUCAUACAAAUUCUAAUACAAAUGCAUUAGAAACAAAUUCUACGAUUGAGAUAAGAGCGCAAAGCAUCGAUUCAUUAGACCAAAAUGACCCAAAAAUUAAGAAAGAAGAAAUUGAUCGACUUAACAAACAACUUAAAAUAUUUGCCAAGAAGCAGGAACAGCUACUUCGUGUUGCCUUUUAUCUGCUGCUUAACAUGGCCGAGAAUGUAAAGCUUGAGGAAAAAAUGAGGAGAAAAAACAUUGUUAGAAUGCUCGUCAAAGCACUUGAUCGUCAAAACAUUGAUUUGCUUAUAUUAAUAAUCACGUUUCUUAAAAAACUGUCUAUUGUUGGCGAAAAUAAGGAUGAAAUGUGCGACUUAAAUAUUAUCGCAAAACUACCAAGGUUGUUUCAAAAUUCACAUACAGAUUUGGUGCAAGUUACUCUUAAGCUAGUUUUCAAUUUAUCGUUUGAUGCGACUCUACGCCUAAAAAUGGUUACAGCUGGCUAUUUGCCUAUGCUAGUUAUGUUUAUCAACGACGAAAAUCAUCAUGGCAUUGCAGUUAAGAUACUGUAUCAUAUGAGCCUCGAUGAUAGGGUUAAGUCAAUGUUCAUUCACACGGAGUGUGUACAAAUGGCCACAGAUGCUAUUAUAUUGAAUCUUAAUGUAAAAGUUGAUCUGGAUCUUAUUGCUCUUUGUAUAAAUUUGUCAUUGAACCGACGUAAUGCACAAAUUAUGGUUGAAGGUCAGCGUCUGCACAGUCUUAUGGAUCGUUCGUUCAAGUACCAGGAUGCUCUCUUGAUGAAACUAUUACGAAAUAUUUCACAGCAUGAAUCGCUACAACUUCAAUACAUAGACUAUGUAGGGGAUCUUGCACGUGUACUGACUAUCUGUGAAGAGGAAUCUUUCAUUGUAGAGUGUUUAGGCCUAUUAGGAAAUCUAACAUUAACUGACCUAGAUUACUCGCAAAUACUGCAAAACUUUCAGUUAAUAUCUUGGAUACGAAAAGUACUAAUACCCUGCGCAAGACUUGAUGAUAUUGUUCUUGAUACUAUAGUUUAUCUGGGAACAUGUGCAUGCGAUGAGCUUUGUGCUCUCCUUUUCUGUCGCGCGAAGGUUGUGAUUUCACUGAUUGAGCUAUUAAAGGCCAAGCAAGAAGAUGAUGAGAUUGUGCUACAAAUAAUUUUUGUGUUCCAACAGAUUUUGAGACACGAAAGUACAAGGGAGUAUAUGAUUAGGGAAACUGAGUCGCCUGCCUAUCUUAUAGAUCUUAUGCAUGACAAGAAUGAGGAAAUUAGAAAAGUAUGUGAUUAUUGUCUGGAUAUAAUUGCAAUUAGCGACACCGAGUGGGCAAAGCGUAUCAAGGUGAGUUAAUAUUAGUUAAUAGUUGAUUACAAA
Molecule: messenger RNA, 2424 nt
Organism: Drosophila arizonae
Lineage: Eukaryota; Metazoa; Arthropoda; Insecta; Diptera; Drosophilidae
Gene: Kap3
Product: kinesin associated protein 3
Biological process (GO): microtubule-based movement; cilium organization
Cellular component (GO): ciliary transition zone; axoneme; kinesin II complex
Molecular function (GO): kinesin binding
Source: RefSeq, a predicted model, not a curated record